AUGAUAACCAAUUCUGUCGGGGACAAAAUAUCUGCUUCUUUGAGAGACCUAUGGAUCAAUGCUGUUGUGAAUUGUCAAGUUCAAGAGAUUGAACUUGAGGUUGGGAUAGCUGAAGAAGAUCCAUUCUCCAGGACGGAGGAAAAUUCGAGCUUAGAUGCUCCAUCCUUUGGAUCGGAGGAAAAUCCAUCUUUUGAGUUGCCUCAGUGUGUGUUUGGUUCCAAGACAGUGAGAGUUCUUGAGUUAGAACUCCAAUACAAACGUCUUAAAGAGCCUGCUGGAGUUUUUGCUUAUCUUCAGGACCUCUGUUUGCAUUCUAUGUUAGGUUCUGAUUCUGAAAAUGCUCUAAAAAAAUUGAUUUCAACUUCCUGGCCGUCACUUUUGACUCUUGUAUCUAUGGAGGGCAUAAAAACCCUUAGGAUCAAUCAUUCCCGUUGGUGUUGUGUUUAA
This is a messenger RNA of Dovyalis caffra, 447 nucleotides long. Lineage: Eukaryota; Viridiplantae; Streptophyta; Magnoliopsida; Malpighiales; Salicaceae. The record is from the annotation of a GenBank genome assembly.